AUGCCUACCACACCACGACCCCUAGCUGUGCCAACCAUCGUACUUAACAAUGGGCAAACGAUGCCUGGGGUCGGUAUGGGUUGUUGGAUGGGAGAUCGUGGAGGGGCAAAGAAGGAGGCUAAGGAGAUGUGCAAGAAAGCGUUGGAGAUCGGAUAUAGGCAUUUCGAUACGGCACGUAUUGCCUCUGGUUAUGGUAACGAGAAAGCGGUAGGAGAAGCCAUCCGUGAGUCUGGGAUCCCUCGGGAAGAGAUUUUCGUGACCACGAAACUAUGGAGCUCGUAUCAUCACCGUGUCGAAGAGGCGUUCGAGAACUCCCUUAAGGAGCUUGACAUCGGAUACAUUGACCUCUAUCUCAUGCACUGGCCCCAGGCCAUUAUCGACGACAAAAUCAUACCACCUGGAGAAUCCCCAGACAAAACCGUACCACCUGGAGAAUUCCCAACCUUCAUCGAAACCUAUCUUUCAAUGGAACGUCUCCUUACCACCCACCCCACGCAACUUCGCUCAAUUGGGAUCUCCAACUUCUCCAUUCCCAACCUCACCGCUCUCCUCGCCUCUCCGGACCUCACCGCCAUCCCCGCAGUCAACCAGCUCGAAAUGCAUCCACACCUCCCCGACACCGCUCUCAAAGCCUUCUGCGAAUCCAAAGGCAUUCAAGUCGUGGCGUAUUCGCCUCUGGGGGCUCCGCCCGCCGCGAACGAACAGGAGAGGGAGAAGAGGUCCAAGUUGGGGAUUCCGAGUCUCGUGGCGGGAGGGAAUAAGUGGGUGAAAGGUAUAGCGGAUAAGUAUGGCGUUAGUGAGGGGACGGUGGUGCUGAGUUGGGGGGUGAAGAGGGGUACUGCGGUUAUCCCGAAGAGCGCGAACCCGAAGAGGAUGAAGGAUAACAUCAGUGUACUUCUUUCUCAUCCUUUCUCCAGUCUUCCUCUUCAUAAUGCGCUUACUUUUGUUAUCCCUCAGCUGAUCGACCUCAGCGAUGAAGAUAUGAAAGAGCUCGAUGGGAUACAUAAAGAGGAAGGUCAACACACAAGCCUGAUAGCGUUUUACGCGGAGAAGCCUGGAGUCAUACUUGGUUGGACUUAUGAGCAGCUCGGGUGGGAUAUGGACGUCAGAGGGCGGAUCACUACCAAGGCUUGA
Messenger RNA from Stereum hirsutum FP-91666 SS1, 1134 nucleotides. RefSeq names its product Aldo/keto reductase. Gene Ontology annotation, molecular function: aldose reductase (NADPH) activity. NCBI's taxonomy places the organism in Eukaryota, Fungi, Basidiomycota, Agaricomycetes, Russulales, Stereaceae. The transcript is spliced from 6 exons. Gene Ontology annotation, cellular component: cytosol. The coding region runs from base 1 to 1134 and encodes 377 amino acids. The record is from RefSeq and is a predicted model, not a curated record.